Molecule: messenger RNA, 612 nt
Organism: Cooperia oncophora
Lineage: Eukaryota; Metazoa; Nematoda; Chromadorea; Rhabditida; Trichostrongylidae
Source: the annotation of a GenBank genome assembly
AUGAAUUUCGUCAUUUUUUCAGCCAUAACUUAUGCUUAUGAUGGUUUCAGCGAUGCGGAAGAUGCUGUUCGUGGUCGAGAUGGCUAUGACUUUGAUGGAUCUCGCAUUCGCGUUGAGUUCACGCGUGGAGUUGGACCUCGUGGUCCCGGAGGCCGCCCAUUGAAUGGUGGUAUGACUGGUGGUCGUGGUGGAGGAUAUGGCAGUUAUGGUGGAGAUUUUGGCGGUCGUCCUCGUGGUGGUCCACCAAAUCGUCGCUCCAACCACCGUGUCAUCGUUGAAGGGCUUCCUCCCACAGGUUCUUGGCAGGAUCUCAAGGAUCAUAUGCGUGAGGCUGGAGAGGUUUGCUAUGCCGAUGUGGCGCGUGAUGGUACUGGUGUUGUGGAAUUCAUUCGUUACGAUGACAUGAAAUAUGCGGUGCGAAAACUAGACGACACCAAGUUCCGCUCUCAUGAGGGAGAGACAGCUUACAUUCGUGUGCGUGAAGACUCGAGCUCAGCUGGCGGCGGAUAUCGUGAUCGGUCCAGGUCGCGCAGUCCUCGUCGCUCUUCUCCAAAGUACAGCCCGCGUCGUUCUGCUUCACGAUCACGAUCUCGCAGUCUUUCGCGCGAUUAA